Messenger RNA from Helianthus annuus (common sunflower), 1073 nucleotides. RefSeq names its product alpha carbonic anhydrase 1, chloroplastic. The coding region runs from base 108 to 938 and encodes 276 amino acids. The transcript has 6 exons. The record is from RefSeq and is a predicted model, not a curated record. NCBI's taxonomy places the organism in Eukaryota, Viridiplantae, Streptophyta, Magnoliopsida, Asterales, Asteraceae. Gene Ontology annotation, molecular function: zinc ion binding; carbonate dehydratase activity.
CUAUAUAUAGACAAGAAUAUAAACAUGCCAUAUGCAAGUCACAAUAUAAAUUAUUCAUAUCAACAUCUUCAUCAAGCCAUAGGCAAGAAUCUUUCUUCAUUCAACCCAUGGCUACUCAUGUUGUUUCCUUCUUCUCCAUAGCAUUGAUCUUCUUCUUUGGAACAUGCGCUAAUAUCGUGAAUGGGGAAGAUCCACAAUUCACUUACUUGGGCCCAUAUGGCCCAAGAAAAUGGGGGAGUCUAAGCCCAAAUUACUCGGCCUGCUCUCAUGGAAAAUUUCAGUCUCCGGUCAACGUAGUAAAGUCAAAAUGUGUUGCUGGUCGACACCUGAAGCCGUUAGACAUCGAAUAUAAUGUUGUUGUUAAUGCUACUCUUGUUGACAAUCUCUUCAAUGUUGGGAUAAAAUAUGAUGGGAAUGCAGGAAUGUUGAGAAUGAAUGGUAAAAACUAUAGUCUUAUUCAAAUGCAUUGGCAUGCACCUUCAGAGCAUCACCUUAAUGGUCUUCAGUAUGCUGCUGAGCUUCAUUUGGUUCACAAAGCCGUAGAUGGUGAAACAUCGGUUGUAGCCAUUCUUUACCGGUAUGGCCAUCCCGACCCUCUUCUAUCUAAGAUACAAACCAAACUCGCCCAAUUGAAAAAAGCGGUUAAUAGUUCAUCUCAACAACAACAACAACCUCAAAUUGCUCUCGGAACCUUCACCACCAAGCAGAUUAGGAAACACACACGAAAGUAUUACCGAUAUGUGGGAUCUUUUUCCACGCCUCCAUGUACCGAAGGCAUUAUUUGGAACAUUCUUGGCAAGAUAAGGUCAAUUUCGCGGGGUCAAGUAGAGGCUUUAGAAGCACCAUUGAUUGUGGGAUGUAAGCAUAACUCGAGACCGGUUCAACCGUUGCAUGGGAGACAUAUAGAGAUGUAUGAUGACAAGAUGAACCACUAUUGAACAAGUUUAUGUAUGUAUAAGUUUUAAUCAAAAUAACUUGUGUGCAUUCACCGUGACUUAAGUUUUAAAGAUAAUAUAUAAGUGAUAAUUUAUGAAUGUACAAGUUUCAAAUAAAAGAACUUGUUUCACUUUUAA